ACGUGACCGCCAGUGAACAUGGCGGUACCUGAGGAUUAGGAGGAAUUGGUCCCCCCCCCCACCGUUCCAUCGGUGCUUCCAUCGCCGGCACUGACGACCAGUAAAUCAUGCGCGAGGACAGCAAAACCAAAAACAUGUUCUUGACUCGCGCGCUGGAAAAAAUCCUAGCUGACAAAGAUGUGAGGAAAUCCCAGCAAUCCCAGCUCCGCAAAGCCUGUGAGGUGGCUCUGGAAGAAAUUAAAAUUGAAAUAGAAAAACAAAGAUCGGGAGAGAAACAUGGUUCUACAAUACCUAAAGCAAACUUCAUUGAGGCUGAUAAGUACUUUCUUCCAUUUGAGUUGGCUUGUCAAUCAAAAUCCCCUCGUAUCGUCAGCACGUCUUUGGACUGUCUGCAAAAAUUGUUAGCUUAUGGACAUAUCACUGGUAAUGCUCCUGACAGUUCAACUGGAAAGAGGCUAAUUGAUAGGAUUAUUGAAACAAUUUGUGGAUGUUUUCAAGGAACUCAAACAGACGAAGGUGUGCAACUUCAGAUAAUUAAGGCACUGCUCACUGCUGUGACUUCAUCCUACAUUGAAAUCCAUGAAGGAACGAUCUUGCAAACGGUCCGGACAUGCUACAAUAUUUACCUUGCUAGUAAAAAUUUGAUCAAUCAAACUACAGCAAAAGCUACUCUCACACAAAUGCUUAAUGUCAUAUUUACCAAGAUGGAAAAUCAAGUGGUACAAGAGGCAAAAGACCUUGAGAAAAACAGGCAACAACAUAAUCUCCGUCCAUCAUCUGGAACACACAGUUUGGAUGGUUCUCCACAACUCAAUCAGAUAGAAGAGUGUUCGACCAAAAUGACGGCCUCUGAAAAUGAAGCAGACCAAAUAAAUACGAUGCAAGAGAAAACACAAAUUGAAUGUGUAGAAAUAGAAAAUGAAACAAUGACAGUUCGUAAAGAAGAUGAUGUGGAGUCUGAACAAUUUUUUGAUGCUGCAGGCAUUUUGAGUGAAAAUCAUGAAGAAAAUGUGAAUGUGGAGGAGAUCGUGGGACAAAUAUUGGAGGAAAUGGUGGCCAUCGUGACGAAAGAGACAGAAUUAAAAACUGAUGGAACUCCAGAGAUGACAUCACAAAAUCAAGUAGCUGUAGAAUGCAAUGAACACCUGCAACCUAAUGGUAUCCCUGAAGAAUCACUUCAAGUGCAUGAUAGCAGUUCAGUAACUGUUAGAAAAUCUGUACCCGAUUGUGAUGUCCAGGAAACUGAAGCUUUAGUGCCGCCACCUGUCAAUGCUAAAUUUUCCCACGUUUUGCAGAAAGAUGCAUUUUUGGUUUUCAGAUCACUUUGCAAGCUUUCUAUGAAGCCAUUAAGUGAUGGACCUCCUGAUCCAAAGUCUCAUGAGCUGCGGUCAAAAAUAAUUUCACUGCAACUACUUCUGUCAGUUCUUCAAAAUGCUGGUCCAGUCUUCAAAACGAAUGAUAUGUUUAUCACUGCAAUUAAGCAGUAUCUUUGUGUGGCCCUGUCCAAAAAUGGAGUGUCUGGUGUGCCAGAUGUCUUUGAACUCUCACUUGCUAUUUUUCUCACUCUGCUUUCACACUUCAAGAUCCACCUGAAAAUGCAGAUCGAGGUUUUCUUUAAAGAGAUUUUUCUGAAUAUUUUGGAGACAUCCAGAAGUACCUUUGAGCAUAAAUGGAUGGUCAUUCAGACGCUGACUAGAAUUUGUGCAGAUGCUCAAUGUGUUGUUGAUAUAUAUGUGAACUAUGAUUGCGAUUUGAAUGCUGCAAACAUAUUUGAGCGCCUUGUAAAUGACUUGUCAAAAAUUGCUCAGGGGCGAAGUGGUCAUGAAUUGGGGAUGACACCUCUGCAGGAGUUGAGUCUUAGAAAGAAAGGAUUAGAAUGCUUGGUUUCCAUUCUAAAAUGCAUGGUUGAAUGGAGUAAAGAUUUGUAUAUAAAUCCAAACCUACAGUCCAAUCUUGGCCAAGAGAAGCCAUCUGAGCAAGAUAACAGUGAAAGUAAGCGUGCAGAGGCAGCACGUAGACGAGGUAGUACAAAUUCCUUCGAUUCGACAGUAUCGUCUGGUGUUGGGAGUCUUAGCACUCAGACAUCAGCAACAGAUGAUCCUGAACAAUAUGAAGUCCUGAAGCAACAGAAGGACAUUAUAGAACAAGGAAUAGAUUUAUUCAACAGGAAACCAAAGAGAGGUAUACUGUACUUGCAGGAACAAGGAAUGUUAGCUACAACAGCUGAAGACAUUGCACAGUUUCUUCUACGGGAAGAAAGAUUAGAUACGAGCCAAGUGGGUGAAUUCUUAGGAGAAAACAACAAGUUCAACAAAGAGGUGAUGUAUGCUUAUGUUGACCAGCUUGAUUUCUGUGAGAAAGAUUUUGUGUCAGCUCUUCGAAUAUACCUUGAAGGAUUUCGUCUGCCUGGAGAAGCGCAGAAAAUUGAUCGACUCAUGGAGAAAUUUGCAGCUAGAUAUUUGGAAUGCAAUCAAGGACAGACAAUGUUUACAAGUGCUGAUUCUGCAUAUGUUCUGGCCUACUCUAUUAUAAUGCUGACAACAGAUUUGCACAGCCCUCAGAUAAAGAACAAAAUGACCAAAGAACAGUACAUUAAGAUGAAUCGUGGGAUCCAUGACAGCAAAGAUCUGCCGGAAGAAUACUUGUCUUCCAUUUAUGAUGAGAUUGCAGGGAAGAAAAUUACACUGAAAGAAACAAAGGAGCUUUCAAUGACACCAAGAUCCACAAAGCCAAGUACCGAGAAACAGAGAAGGCUACUGUAUAAUCUUGAGAUGGAGCAAAUGGCAAAAACAGCAAAGGUCUUGAUGGAAGCAGUGAGCCAUGCACAGGCACCGUUUACCAGUGCAACACAUCUUGAGCAUGUCAGACCAAUGUUUAAAUUGGCAUGGACACCAUUAUUAGCAGCUUUCAGUGUUGGAUUACAAGACUGUGAUGAUUCUGAUGUAGCUUUUCUUUGCUUGGAAGGCAUUCGUUGUGCAAUUAGGAUAGCCUGUAUUUUUGGGAUGCAGAUUGAGAGAGAUGCCUAUGUUCAAGCUCUGGCCCGUUUUACUUUAUUAACAGCAAGCUCUGGCAUCACAGAAAUGAAGCAAAAAAACAUAGAUACUAUAAAGACUCUCAUUACCGUGGCACACACUGAUGGUAACUAUCUUGGAACUUCCUGGCAUGAGAUCCUGAAAUGCAUUAGCCAGCUCGAGCUGGCACAGCUAAUAGGUACAGGAGUAAAGACCAAAUAUAUUUCUGGCUCUAUGCGCUCUAAAGAUGGGCUCACUGGAAGUUCUGGAACUGGAGGAGAAGAAUUCUUUGGACUGAGUACCUUCGGCGCUGCAGAUAAAAAGCAGAUAGCCAGUAUUCAGGAGUCUGUGGGAGAGACCAGCUCACAGAGUGUUGUAGUUGCUGUGGAUCGGAUAUUCACAGGAUCAACAAGAUUGGAUGGAAAUGCUAUUGUUGAUUUUGUGCAUUGGCUCUGCGUUGUUUCUAUGGAUGAACUCGGUUCACCUCACAAUCCGAGAAUGUUCAGUCUUCAAAAGAUUGUUGAAAUUUCAUAUUAUAAUAUGGGUCGCAUCAGGCUUCAGUGGUCAAGAAUUUGGGAAGUAAUUGGAGACCAUUUUAAUAAGGUUGGAUGCAAUCCAAAUGAGGAUGUUGCUAUUUUUGCUGUUGACUCUCUGCGACAGCUGUCUAUGAAAUUUUUAGAAAAAGGAGAGUUGGCAAAUUUUCGGUUCCAGAAGGACUUUUUGAGACCUUUUGAACACAUUAUGAAAAAGAACAGGUCACCAACGAUAAAAGACAUGGUCAUUCGCUGUAUUGCGCAGAUGGUAAAUUCACAGGCUUCAAAUAUCCGUUCAGGGUGGAAGAACAUCUUCUCGGUAUUUCACCAAGCUGCUUCAGACCACGAGGAGCCAAUUGUGGCACUGGCUUUUCAAACCACUGGACACAUUAUCAUGGAUAUCUUUAAGACACACUUUCCAGCAGCAAUUGAUUCAUUCCAGGAUGCAGUGAAAUGUUUAUCUGAGUUUGCUUGUAAUGCUGCUUUUCCUGAUACCAGUAUGGAGGCAAUACGACUAAUUCGCCAUUGUGCAAAAUAUGUGUUUGAGCGACCACAGGUGCUGAAGGAGUAUACAAGUGAUGACAUGAAUGUAGUACCUGGAGAUAGAGUAUGGGUACGAGGGUGGUUUCCAAUAUUGUUUGAGCUUUCCUGUAUUAUAAAUCGUUGCAAAUUGGAUAUUCGCACAAGGGGGCUCACAGUGAUGUUUGAAAUAAUAAAAAGCUACGGUGAAACAUUUGAGAAGCAUUGGUGGCAGGAUCUGUUCAGAAUCAUCUUUCGUAUAUUUGAUAAUAUGAAGCUUCCUGAACAGCAAACUGAGAAAUCUGAAUGGAUGACAACUACCUGCAAUCAUGCACUUUAUGCAAUUUGUGAUGUCUUCACUCAGUUCUAUGAAAUCUUGAAUCAAAUACUAUUGGAUGAUUUAAUUGCUCAGCUACAUUGGUGUGUGCAGCAAGACAAUGAACAACUGGCCCGAUCGGGGACAAAUUGUUUAGAAAAUGUAGUGAUUCUAAAUGGUCAAAAGUUCAGUCCCUUAGUCUGGGAUAAAACAUGCGACUGUAUGCUGAACAUUUUCAAGACCACCAUUCCCCAUGCCCUUUUAGCAUGGCGGCCUACAAGCAUGGAGGAAGAUUCUUCAGAAAAGGGUUCAGACCUGGAAGCUGACAGGCAGUCAAUCUGUAGCAUAGAGCGAAAUGCUUCAGAGAAAGGUCAGAGCCAAUUCAGUCAAAUAUCUAGUGAUGAAACUUGGAAAUAUAAACAGAAUGCAAAAAUAUCCGAUCAGAAACUCUUUGCUGCACUCCUCAUCAAAUGUGUUGUACAACUUGAAUUGAUCCAAACAAUAGACAACAUUGUGUUCUUUCCAGCAACAAGUAAAAAGGAGGAUGCUGAAACUAUGGCAGCUGUACAGAGGGAUAUGAUCAUUUCUGAGGUUCAUAUUGGUACUGAAGACCACGGAAUGUAUCAAUACAUGUCUUCAGAACAGAUUUUCAAGCUUUUGGAUUGUCUGUUGGAGUCGCAUUCAUUUGCCAAAGCUUUCAACUCAAAUAAUGAACAAAGGACUAUGCUUUGGAGAGCAGGAUUUAAAGGCAAGUCCAAACCUAAUCUUUUAAAGCAAGAAACCAGUAGUCUUGCUUGCUGCCUUCGCAUACUGUUCCGCAUGUACACAGAUGAAACUCGGCGGAAUUCAUGGGAUAAUAUACAGAAACGACUAUUGAAUGUUUGCUGUGAAGCUCUAGCUUAUUUCAUAACACUAACCUCUGAAAGUCACCGUGAAGCAUGGACAAAUUUAUUGCUGCUUUUCCUCACAAAGACUCUCAAAACCAGUGAUGAAAAGUUUAAGAUCCAUGCUUCUGCAUACUAUCCUUUCUUGUGCGAAAUUGUACAGUUUGACCUAAUUCCUGAACUGCGCGUAGUUUUACGCAAGUUCUUUCUCCGUAUUGGCGUUGUAUUCCAAAUCUGUCAUUCAGCGGAACAACCAAAAGAAGUUACUGCAUAAAGACAAGACAACAUAUAUUUCUGUUUCCUGCCUGUAAAUGGGGCCCUGCUAUUUGAAGGAAAUGUUUUAUUUUGGAGUUAGUUUUCAGUUUUAUUUGAGGAUUCCCAAAUUAAUGAUGUAAUUCUUAUAUUUAAUGGGGUAUAUUAUGAGACAGUUAUUCUGCCUCUCCACAUAAUCAACAGGUUGGAAUUUUAUUUUUCUUCGUCUUGAAGGAAAGUUUGAAUUGUUUCCUUGUGUAUUUAAUAUCUGUAUGAUACCCAGCUGAACCAUUUCAGGGACUUUAAAUUGUUAUAUAUACAUAUAUAUAUGAAACACUACUGUCUUAAACAGUAAAUAUUUGAGGUAAAUGUAUAGUUAGCAAAUUGUACAGUGUAAACUGCAGUCACUAACUUCAUGAAUUGGCCCGUCACACUUUCAGUGCUGUUGUAUUGCUAACUAAAAUGUUAUUUAAAUUGCUGUUGUGAAAUAAUGCUAACAUGUUGGUAUGAAAUACUCAUUGUGGGGGUGAUGGUAAAUGAUAAAAGCAAAACUUUGAUCCAUCUGAUGAGGAACAAUAAGUUUGUUUUUGCUUCAUUACUUGCUCUUAGUAAAAGCAGUUCACAUUUUUGUAUUGAAUGGAUAUGUAAAUCUGAAGGUUUUGAUUUUUGUUCCUUGCAUAAUUGCAGUGGAGUUUGCACACAAUUUUCCCUUCAAAUUAUAAUCACAAUUAUCAUUGACAAUAAGAUGAGCACAAUUACAAAUUGCAGUAAAGACAUGCAAAUUAUAUUGAAUUUCAAAGUAGCUUGACAACAGAUCAGUUGUAUAUUUUAAUGCAAAUUAUACAGAUUAUACAAGAAAAUAAUGAAAUUGAUUAUCUUGACGUCCACUAAUGUGAUAAAGUCUCAAUUAUGGUAAAUGGCCAGAAAUUGCUUGCUUGAUUUUUUUUUAAGUUGAUAAUUCUUGAAAUUCAAAGACCUCAAGACUCAAUCCAUUAUGGUAUGAAUGUAGGUAAGUUAUCUGUAAAAUCUGCAGAUUUGUUAACAAUAGUGGAAUGAUUUAAAAUGCUGUUUAAAAAACAAUGCUUAUUUCUGUUGGGGACAAUGAGCAUUUAAAAUUUAAAAUAGUUCAGGCUCUACUGCUCUAUGAGUGUAUUUAAUGCAUGGGGUUUAUUAUGUAACUUUGCACGAAGAUAUUAAUGAGCAGUUUGGGAUUAGAUAAUAUGUAAUAAUAUCUGGCUGGAUUUUGUCAAGUGACACUAAUUACAGAAUCUCUUUUGGUUUGUUCACCAUCUUGGAUUUCGCAACAUGCAUAUGUGACUGUCUCCUUUGGAUAACUUAAAAUCAACCAAUGUAGAACAGGGAGUUGCUUUUACAUGACUGUCAAUCAGAUGUUCAUGCCAUUCUUACACAAUCUUGGUCUUGCACACCAAGUUACAAAUCAAAAAUUAUUGGCAGCAGUUAAUAGGUGUAAAUUGGGUUUACCAAUAACUUGAGACCAGUGUUUUCACAUGUACUGACAAAUUUUCUACUGAUGUCACCUGAGGUAUAAACGCUAAUUUCAUAAAAUCUGAAAAUCCACAUGUUUUGCAGCUGAUCUGUUUAUAAAUUGUGCAUGGUUUAAAAUGAAUAGUGCAAACAGUUACAAGUAUUAUAUACUAGAUACAGAUGGAUAUGAAAAGAUUUGCAAGGGGAAUGGUAAAAUACAGAUCACUUCUAAUGUUGACAUAAGAUGACGUAAUGCAACACACCAGCAAGUGCAUUGUACUGCCAUGUCCUUUGCUGGUUAUCCAUUAGAGGCAGCAAUAGAAUAUGUCUUGACCCCUAGCCUUUAAGAAAAAUAAGAUGGGUUAAUGUCAUGGCAUAAGUAACUGAAAUAAUUAAAAUACCAUCCAGUUAACUUGCACAAUUAAUGAAAAUAUACUUGAAGGAAAUAAAUUAAGUAGAGAGGUUAUACGUGGUAUAUAUCAUGGUUUUAUUUUGUUACUUGGGUUUUUGAAAACUUUGUUGUGUUUGACUUUGGUAACCCAAGGCAAAAUUUCUGUUAUGGAUUUCCUUCUAAAAUCCUAAUUCAUAAUUUCUCAUGUCCAAUUUGUAGGUUGACCUAAUUAGUACUCUAAAAGUCAUAUUAGAUUUUGUAACUUUUGCUAAAACUAUAACAAAGUUCUGUGUUGGGCAGCUGAGGAGAAAUUCCACAGACAUGGAGAGGACUGAAUCUGGUUUCUACCUAUUUUUUUAAUACCUAGUUGUGUGCUGGACAUUGUGAUUAGCAUUCAGUUUUUCUUGCUCCUUUUCAUUAGCAGUAAGUGAGAGGGUGAUGACAUUAUCACAAAAUGAGCACUGUAAGGUAAUAAAAUUGUCGUCUGCUUGAUAGGCAAUAUAUUAAAAUACCUUACAUGGGCAUGAAAUAACUAUUAUAAUAUCUUAACUCAAUAUUUCAUUUGGAAGGUAUAACAAAGUUAUUUCUAGCAUCUAUAUGAAUUACUGAAUGUAGUUCUUUCAAACAUUGUCAAAUAGUGCUUUAAAUUUUAAAAAAGCAAGAAUAUUGUAUUUGAAGUCAUAACUGUAGUAUAUGUUAUUCAACAGUUUUCAGUGUAAGGAGUAAAAAAAAUUAGUUGCAAUCUUCUUAUUUCCCUGAUUCUAUCAUUGGGCUUGAUUGUGUUUAGUGGUGAGGGUAGUGACAUGUUCAAUAAUAUUUCAAUACAUCAUUUAUUUUGUGUUUUUCAUUUUGAAUCGAAAGAGAGAAUAGUGAAGCAAAUUUAUUUCAGUAUAUUUGUGAGAAGGGUUUAUUGAUCAGUUCUAAAUAUACAUACUGUUGAAAAUUCAUGACCAUGCAGAUGCAUUUGUUAGUUUAUUGUAAGAUUAUUUAUUAGUUUUUUUAAUGUUCCAUGCUAAAAGAUAAAAAUGACUAAUCUCCCUAUAAGUCUCCAAGCUUUGUUUCAUAUCGUCCAGUUUAUUUGUUUAAGAACAGCUUGUUGGUUUGUGCCAUACUUCAGUUACUAUUCUUCCUUGCAAAGCUGAUACCACGUUGUUUGGAGUUUGCAACACCAAUAGCAUUACUGUUGGCAGUGUGAGCUGUUUCUUUAAUGGAAAAUCAUUUGUAUUAAUGCAGCCUGAUGCCUCCAGUGUAUAGUGAUUAGUUCAUUUGCUUUUCUUUAUUAUCAUAUGGAUUAACAUAAGCUGUUUGCUGCUCUCAAUUAUAUGUUAUACAACAUUUAGACUUAUCACAGCCAAUGAAUAUUGGAACAAUAGCAUCAUUUUAUAUGGCUUCUCAGAGGCAAGAGAUAAUGGUGUUGAAUAGGCAACAUAACUUCCACAAAUGUAUGAUGGUACCUUAACUAAUGAAACCUAUUGGAGCACUCCUGGUUGGCUUAAAAUAACUGAAUUUUACUACUUUACGGGCUGAUCAUUUUUCCUGAUGUUAUAGCUAAUUAGGCAUUGCCUGAGUUUUCUUGUACUUUAGACAGUCAAGCAAAAGUGAUUAAGGAGUGACAAUUUAGUGCAUUUUAACUCUGUAAUUUUUGCCAUGGUUACCUUGGGUGUUCUUAUCAGUCAAUACAAUUUUGUAUCUUAGUUGUUUCAUAAAUACACUGCAAUUAUUGUUUCCUGGUGGCCCCAAAGGCAUUGCUGCAGAAUGAUAGCUGGCCAGUCGUCACAUGCAACAAUGAAUGUUAGUAGAUGGGAGAUAUUUUGAUUCUUGUUCAGUAGGCAUAGAUUUCUGUCUGGAAUCACUGGAUGUUGAUCUUCAGGAACUGAAUUUUUCUUUUUUAGCAGUCACAGUAGAUCCUCCAUCUCUGAACAUAAUUGUGAAAAUAGAAAAUUAAAUUGGUAUCAAUCUAAAGUAAAGUAAAUAAGGUAAAUCUCAGGUUGUUUUAUUGGAAAUUGCCCGUUUGGGGCGGGACGGGGCGAAUACGAGCUGAUUCACUAUGUUUGGUGUCCUGUUGUUAAUUUAAAGUAAUUGGCUUAUUUAUCUUAGAUUUAUAAUUGUUGUCAUGAUAUCUGUUGAAACAAUUAUUUUAAUUUGCUUAUUUUCUAGUGACUAUGAAAAUACAUGAAUAAUGUUUAAGCUUUUGCAACAGGAAUUCAUUUAAUGUAGACCACAUAUCAAAUUAGACAAUCGAACCGACUUGUGAAAUUUAAAUUAUUGUAUCCAAUCAUUGCUCCAUCUCAAUGUAAUAAUUGUACUGUUUUUAUGCUGAAUGUAUAUUUACAUGUUUAAUUUCUAUAACAUGAAGAAAAAUUUAAUUAUUCAUAAAUUUUAUGAAUGAAAUAUAUAGUACUGUGAAGUGCAUUGAAGAAAAUUCAUAAUUUAAGAGCAUUCCUUGCCACUGUGGAUGUAUAAAAUAUUUUGGAAGAACAGAUUAAAUAUAUAAUAUGAAAUAACCAUGUAAAGUUUUCUAUGUCAUUCUGUAUAAUAAAACUGAUUAUCCUAUUCCAAUCACUUAAUAAAUCAGUGAGGUUUUACACCUAAUUUGCUUCACGCAGUUGAUUACUGAAAUCGUAAUUAUUUGCACCAAUGUUCUUCUUAAUGAGCAUGUAAUUACAAAUUAUUUAUGUGACAGAUUAUAAACUACUAUUUGCUUUCA
Molecule: messenger RNA, 10098 nt
Organism: Hypanus sabinus (Atlantic stingray)
Lineage: Eukaryota; Metazoa; Chordata; Chondrichthyes; Myliobatiformes; Dasyatidae
Product: brefeldin A-inhibited guanine nucleotide-exchange protein 2-like
Exons: 39
Coding region: 108-5537 (1809 amino acids)
Biological process (GO): regulation of ARF protein signal transduction
Molecular function (GO): guanyl-nucleotide exchange factor activity
Source: RefSeq, a predicted model, not a curated record